Olea europaea var. sylvestris is the source of this 1416-nucleotide messenger RNA. RefSeq lists its product as uncharacterized. NCBI's taxonomy places the organism in Eukaryota, Viridiplantae, Streptophyta, Magnoliopsida, Lamiales, Oleaceae. The record is from RefSeq and is a predicted model, not a curated record. Bases 1 to 1416 code for a protein of 471 amino acids. The transcript has 5 exons.
AUGAUUUGUGAAGAUGGAUAUUGUGAUGCUUCAUAUCAACCUCCAAAUGAACAUGCUGACAUUGAUAGUUCUGGAAGGUCUGAUCCAAUCAAAGAAGGAUGUUAUGUGCCUGAUAUUGAAUGCGGAGAUGAGCUAAAUCAAGAAUAUGAUUGGGAUGAUAGUUUUUCUUAUACAAAUCAAGAUAUAAUUUGGUCACAAAUGGAGGAAACCAUGACAUAUCAUGUUGGACGAAAUGUAACUAAUUAUGAUGUCAAUAAUACAAUUGAAUCACAUGAUGGUGUAAAUGAAGUACAAAAUGAAGAGCAGCAAGGAGUAGAACUGGAUAAUGUACUUAUCGAUUCUGACUGUGAAAUAGAUGAAGAACCUGUUGACAAUGCUGGAGUUGAUCAUCCAAAAAUGAAUGUGGAUUUUGGAUUUGGUUUUAUAAAUGAGCAGGAGGUAAGCGAUUCAGACACAGACUAUAGCGACUCAGAUGAACUAAGGAGUUUGGAUAGUAAUGAAGAAGGAGAAGAAGGCACUUCCCAAAAAAGGAUAAGGAGGGAAGUAUUCAAUCCCAGGAUAGAUAUGGAGGAUCCAAUAUUCAAAGUUGUGAGGCAUAAUAAGGAGAUCAAAUAUUUGAAGAAUGAUGCUAAGAGGUUGAGAGCUACUUGUAAACAAAUAUGCUCAUGGAUUUUGUAUGCAACAAAGCAAGAGGAUAAGUUAAGCUUUGAAAUUAAGACUUUUGAAGGUGUUCAUAGUUGCAGUAUGGUGUACAAAAAUAGGAGAGUAACUCCAACAUACUUAGCAGGCAAGUAUGCUUCUGAUUUCAAGGCUGAACCUAACAUGACAUUUGAUGGAUUUAUGGAUAAAGUUAACAAAGCCAAUUUAGGGGACAUAUCUAUAUGGAAGUUCUAUAGGACUAGGGAAAAAGCAAUGGAGAAGAUAAGAGGGAGUGUUGUAGAGCAUUAUAGGGUAUUGGUUGAUUAUUGUCAGCAAUUAAGGUUGACAAAUGUUGGGAGUACAAUUCAAUUGGAAGGGCGUGCACGAGAAUUCAAGAGGCUUUACAUAUUUUUAGGAGGAUUAAAGAAAGGUUUCAUUAAUGGAAGUAGGAGAGUGAUUGAGGUGGAUGUUGGGAUUGAUGGCAAUGACGGAAUGUAUCCAGUUGCCUAUGCAAUGGUGGAGACUGAGAAUGGAGAAAAUUGGAGCUGGUUUUUGACAUUGCUGAGAGAUAACUUAAGGAUUCAUAACUCCCAUGGAUGGAUAUUCAUUUCGGAUAAACGGAAAGGGUUGGUAAAUGCAUUUGGAUCACUCUUUGAACAUGCAGAGCAUAGAACAUGCAUUCGUCACUUGUAUAAUAAUUUUAGUGCUAUUCAUAAAGGCCUAGCUUUAAAAAAUUGUUUGUGGGAUACAGCGAGAGCAACAACAAUUCCAAAAUGA